Molecule: messenger RNA, 1293 nt
Organism: Durusdinium trenchii
Lineage: Eukaryota; Dinophyceae; Suessiales; Symbiodiniaceae
Source: the annotation of a GenBank genome assembly
AUGCCCUUGAGCGCCUUGUUGAGUCGCUGGAUCUUCCGGCGCUCCUAUAGCUUUCUGGAGUGGAUCGCCCUCACGGUCUUGAUGCUGAGCGCCAGCGCCUUUGUACUCCUGCAGAACUCGGCAUCAGGGAGCCAGACGGAGAGCAUUUUUAAUACCGGAAUCAGCUACGUCCUGCUCUCCGUGGUGAUGUCCUGUUUGGCCUCCAUGCUCUCCGAGAAGAUCAUGAAGGCCGGCAACAGCCACUUCUACAUUCAGAAGGUAAAUCUGGAUGUGGGAAGCUUUUUCACAUCGAUCAUCAUGCUUUGGGUCUGCGGUGCAACCAGCAAGCGCGACCAAGACGCCUUCUGGAAGCAACGCCCUGUGGAUGGCAGGAUGGAGUCUGGAAUUUUUGUGGCCUGGAAUUGGCAGAUGAUUAUUGUGCUGGUGGUGACGCUGUUGCAGAACUGGCUGGCAGGAUUCGUCGCAAAGCGCUUGUCCACGGUGAUCCGAUCGAGCGCCCAACAGCUCUCGCUGCUGAUCGUCUACUUCGUCGGGGAUCUCUUGCUGAACCAAAAGCCCUUUGAUUGGCCGGUCGGCACGACGGCCUUGGUGAUCGCGCUCUCAGUGCAGGUCUUUGUCUUCGCAGGUCGAGUGGAAUUCACUCGCCACACGCGUCGACGCAUGAGACGCAACCAGUACUUCUGCCAGGGUGGUGUGAAGACCCGUUUGGCGCGGCUGGGCUUCGAGCAUGUGCACAACGAGAAUGAGGACUUCUACCAAAUCUGCAAGCAGAGAGUCCCCAGCUUCGAUGUGCUGGUCACGAAUCCGCCCUUCUCGGCGGAUGAGCACUUCAGCUUCGUCCUGGACUUUGCCCUUCAGAGUGGGAAGCCUUGGAUGAUGAUUCUGCCGGUGCAUCUCAUCUUCCGAAACACCUUCGUCCACGCAACGCAGCAGUUGCAAUGGAGGCCCUUCUUUUUGGCUCCUCAGAAGAAGUACAACUUCAAGACGCCCGCGCCCUUGCCACCGCCGCCCACGGAGUUUCGACCCAAGGCGCGCAGCCGAAGUCGCUUGACCCACACCUUGUGGGUGGUCCAUGGCAGGAAGCACCCAGCACUGGCCCAGUGGUGUGGAUGGGGAGGAGAUGACGAUGCUGAUGUGUAUGCGGCCCCAAAUAUCAGAAGAAGACUUUGGAAAGAUACAACUGUUUUGGGAUGUGGGCUUGAAAUUGUUGUUUUCCUGAUUUCGGCAAGCAAGCCUGUACUCUGGUACAGGAGGUUUUGGUUUCGCAGCACUUCCACUCGUUCAAUUCGAUAA